AUGAACACGAGAAGCCGGAGCGGAAGAGGAGCCACGCCAUCGGUAUCCGAGACGACCGCCACCGCCACAGGAACGUCAUCAACGAACACAUCGGAAGAAACGAGCGGCACGACGGAGACAUCGGAGACCUGCACGACCGCGACGAGAACGACGAGGACAGAAGAAAAGAGCAGCUCGACGCCACCUACGCCGAGCACCAUGCCCGCCGACAAGUUGCAGCCAGCGCCGUCACCCGUCGUAGGAUACACAAACGCCGCUUUCGCGGCGCCAGCCGACAACGCCGACGCGCCGACGACCGCCGCUUUCGCGGCGCCAAUAAGCAACGUCAACUUAAAUACAAACGCCGCUCUCGCGGCGCCAUCGAACGUCGCCGUCGGGUCGCCAGCACGCCGCUCGAAGACGCUCCGCCAGGCAUCAGAGGUGCGGUCGCGGCGCUCCGUAGCCUCCCGCAAGAGACUCCUCGCGGAGUUGGAGGCGAAGGAACGCCUAGCCGAACUAAAGCUGGAAGAAGCGAAGGCCGCAGCAGAACUAGAAAAGGCGCGGUUAGAAAGAAUCCGCGCUGAAGAAGAAUCAACAACGGAAGAGGAAGAAGAGGACUACGAACCGGAACGACGGGUCGAGUCGUGGUUGAAACAGCAUUCAAGCCAGCCACUGCCACCCGCCGCCAACCCGACUCGCGAGCUCUCACCGCCACGCUACAUAGCGAAGAACACCGACAACAAGGAAGACCGAGGAUGGGGGGCCCGCCAGGAACAGGACGACGGGCAACGGGAACCGAAGAAAGACCCGCCCACGCGGUCACCAGAAGUUGCGGCAAUUGUAACCGCCUUCAACGAAGUCGCAAGAAGCCAAAGGAAAGUAAUAAGAUACGGCGGUGAACUACCGACGUUCACCGGCUCCAGCAACGAGUGGCUAUCGUUCAAGGCAUCGUAUGAAGAAACUGAAGAGGGAUUCACCGACGGGGAAAACGUCGCACGAUUGAGGAAGGCGCUGAAAGGAGCAGCCCUAGAAGCCGUCACCGCCCUACUCAUAUCACACACCGGACCCGAGAAGAUCAUCGAAGCCCUGCAGAGAAGGUUCGGCCGCCCAGACGCGCUCGUUUUGGGUGAAAUGGAAAAAAUUAAAUCGCUACCACGAGUGUCGGACAACCCCCGGGAUGUUUGCAUAUUCGCAAACAAAAUAGCGAAUAUCGUCGCCACCGUCGAAAUACUAGGAAAACCAGAAUACCUGCACAGCCCGGAAAUGCUGCGGCAGGUGCUCGAGAAGCUCACACCGAUCAUGAAGAAUAAGUGGUACGACUUCGCCGCCGACGAACGAGACAAGACACCGCUACUGAAAAAGCUCGCAGAGUUCCUGAAUAAAGAAGCAGACAAGUGCUCCAGUUACGCUCCGUUAGACACAGAGACGGAGAGGAUAACAAGGAAAAGGACGGAGCGCGCCUACGCAGCAAGCAACGCGAGCGAGCGAGAAACAAGAUGCCCGGUGUGCGAGCGAGAACACAAGCUUAUCGAGUGCCGACAAUUUACGAACAGCGACGUAAAUACACGAUGGGAAAUAGCGAAGAAACAUCGAGUGUGCUUCCGCUGUCUGCGAAGCAAACAUCAACGAGCAACAUGCCGCGCUCGUCCAUGCGGCCUCAACGGGUGCACCAUGAAGCACCACAAGAUGCUCCAUCAUACAAAGACAGCGGAAAAGAAAAAUAAAGAAACGACUCAACCGCAAGCCGAAACGAAGAACGACGAAAAAGUCCUCGUGUCGGCGAUAAACAUCAACAGCGCUACGUCGGAGCAACCUACGCGCCGCCGCGCGUAUCUGAAGAUCGCCCCCAUCACCAUCACGGGGCCGAAAGGAAAAUGCGACACGUACGCGCUGCUCGACGAGGGAAGCACGGUGACCAUCAUAGAAACGGCGCUUGCAGAACAGCUGGGUCUCGACGGGCCACGCGAGUCCAUCACAAUUCAAGGUGUGAAUGGACACGAGAACGAGCACGAGUACAGCAAGAGAGUGAAGGCACGAGUACGAGGACGGCAUGAAGAAAAAGAUUACGUAUUAGACAACGCCCGCACCGUGCACCAACUCCACGCGUUCACGCAGUCCAUCCGCGAAAGUGACAUCGCCCGCUGCAACCAUCUGCACGACCUGCAAGACGACCUGCUGUACGAGAAGGCAACACCGAAGCUGCUGAUCGGACAAGACAACUGGGAGCUCAUUAUAACACGUAAACUACGGCACGGCAAGAGGAGUCAGCCCGUCGCAUCGAAGACACUGUUAGGAUGGGUACUGCACGGCUGCCGUUCAUCGAACAAGCACCCAGUUUUGUUCUGUUCUCAUCUCUCGGAAGCGGAGAAGUCACCCGACACACUCGAAAAUAUGAUGAAGAAAUACUUCGAAUUAGAAUCCAUCGGCAUCGAACCUAAGCGACAGCGCAGCGACCCGGAGCAGCAGGCACUCAACAUACUGGAAAAGAAAAGUCAACGCCUGCCGUCCGGCCGAUAUGAAACCGGACUCCUAUGGAGAGACGAGUCCGCAGAUACACCGAACAACUACGGCGACACACUGAAAAGACUGAAGACAUUGGAAAAGAAAUUGGACAAAGACGGAGAGCUGAAGAGACAAUAUGAGGAAAGAAUCGAAAAUCUACUCUCGUCCGGCUAUGCAGAGAAGGCGCAGACUCCGCCCACCGGCGGGAGAGUGUGGUACCUCCCACACUUUCCAGUGAUCAACCCGGACAAAGCGAAGAUUCGUCUGGUGCACGACGCGGCCGCUAAGUCACACGGCCGCUCUCUCAACGACAUGCUGCUGCCCGGGCCCGACCUACUGCAAUCUCUGCCCGCCGUCAUCAUGAAGUUCCGUCAACAUCCAAUCGCCGUGUCCGCCGACAUCAAGGAAAUGUUCAUGCAGAUAAAAAUUAUAGAAGAAGACCGCGACGCGCUGCGCUUCCUCUGGCGUGGCGACCGACGCGACGACGGGCCGCCCGAUGAAUAUCGUAUGACAUCGCUCAUCUUCGGCGCCUCUUCAUCACCGUGCACCGCGCUCUACAUCAAGAAUAGAAACGCGCAAGAACACGCGAACGAGAGUCCGGCAGCCGCACGCGCGAUUCAAGAGAACCAUUAUAUGGACGACUAUAUACAUAGCUACGCGACCGAAGAUGAAGCAAAGGAGAUAACGGCGCACGUCGAUCGCAUACAUCGAUACGCCGGCUUCGAGCUACGUGGGUGGGCGUCGAACAAAGAAAACGCGACGUGCUUCCGCGCGGCCAACCGAGAGCUCACGGACGCGUGGGCCGCACUUGAAGAAGAAGCAGCAGCCCGCCGCAUCAGCUGGCGCUUCCUUCCGCCGGCCGCCCCAUUCAUGGCCGGCGCGUGGGAGCGCAUGGUACGCACCGUGAAAGAAGCCCUACGCCACACGCUUCACGAGCAGCACCCCAGUGACGAGACGCUCGUCACACUCCUCGCCGAAGUAGAAGCCACCGUAAACUCACGCCCACUCACUCAUGUGGCCGUGACCCCCGACGUGCCGCCCGCCAUCACACCGAAUAUGAUCCUGCUGGGCUCCAACUGUUACGUGCCGCCACCCUGCACCAUCGAAGAAGACCAAACAACAGCGCGCACACACUGGAAGCGCGCGCAACAGCUCGCCGACACCUUCUGGCGACGCUGGGUGCGAGAGUACCUGCCCGUACUCCAACAGCGGCGGGAGCCCCACGCAAGCGGCGCGGCCCCCAAGAUCGGCGACCUGGUCAUCGUGUGCGACUCCAAUCAUCCGAGGAACACGUGGCCCCGAGGACGAGUCAUCGCCACGUAUCCCGGCAAGGACGGCGAGGUACGAGUGGUCGACGUGGAGACCAGCGGCGGCAGAAUCCUCCGGCGGCCCACCAAGAAGAUCGUCGUGCUACCAGUUCGAAUCGCAGAGUGCGACGGCGGGAGAAAUGUGCACGACGAAACGUAA
Molecule: messenger RNA, 3948 nt
Organism: Colias croceus (clouded yellow)
Lineage: Eukaryota; Metazoa; Arthropoda; Insecta; Lepidoptera; Pieridae
Exons: 1
Coding region: 1-3948 (1315 amino acids)
Molecular function (GO): nucleic acid binding
Source: RefSeq, a predicted model, not a curated record